Molecule: messenger RNA, 1311 nt
Organism: Papaver somniferum (opium poppy)
Lineage: Eukaryota; Viridiplantae; Streptophyta; Magnoliopsida; Ranunculales; Papaveraceae
Product: protein ECERIFERUM 26-like
Exons: 2
Coding region: 1-1311 (436 amino acids)
Molecular function (GO): acyltransferase activity, transferring groups other than amino-acyl groups
Source: RefSeq, a predicted model, not a curated record
AUGAGUACUUCUAUCCAUGCAGUUGAAAAUAAGGUUCAUGAAAACCCGGUUUACGACUUGAAACUAUCUUCAGUUGGACCGGCUAAUGUCACUGAAUCCGGAGUAACUUACGAACCAACUAAUGUUGAUUUGGCUAUGAAAUUACAUUAUCUCCUAGGAUUGUAUUUCUUUCCAAAGGAAGCAGUUGAAGGUCUCACUAUCUUCAACAUCAAAGAACAGAUGUUUACACUUUUUAACAGCUUUAAUAUAUAUUGUGGAAGGUUUCGAAGAUCUGACGAAUCCAGUCGACGACCGUAUAUCAAAUGUAACGAUGGCGGUGUGAGAAUAAUUGAAGCCAAGUGCAAGUACACGAUAGAUGAGUGUCUAGAGAUGGGGGAUUGUUCUCUUCAUAAACUUCUUGUACAUUACCAGGUUCUUGGUACUCCUGAACUAGCGAUAUCUCCUCCAAUUCUUAUUCAGUUUACUUGGUUCAAAUGUGGGGGAAUGUCAAUAGGGCUAAGCUGGGCUCAUGUUCUUGGUGAUGCAUUCUUAGCAUCACAUCUUAUCAACUCCUGGGGACAACUGGUAUCUACCGGUCAUCCGCCACAUAAUCUGCAAAAACUUGAACCCAAAACAAAGAUGGAAGGAAAACGAUCUUUCGUGGAUCUCCAGCCACUCUCCAAACGGGUUGAUCCUGUCGGUGACUAUUGGAAAUAUGUGAAUAACUGUAAUAUGAUUACAUUCUGUUUCCAAAUUAAUGCAGCAAAACUAGAAAAUAUACUGUUGAAGAUCAAUGGUCAAUGCGGAACUCGUAAAGUUCCAACUUUUGAAUGCCUUUCUGCCAUCAUUUGGAAAACUUUGGCUAAAAUCAGAACAGAAGUCGAACCACAGGUUGUGACUGUUUGUCGAAAUUGCUAUAAAGUGAAUAAUUCGCAUUCAGGAAACAACCAGAUUUUUGGAACUGUAAAGGCUGAAUGUCAAGUCAAGGAUGCGAAUCCGAGUGACUUGGCAGGACUGAUGCUGGAUCAAACAACACAUGAGAAAUGCCAAAUGGAUCAAGUGAUAGAGAAAGAUGGAUAUUUGUCAGAUUUUGUUGUGUAUGGAGCAAACCUGACUUUUCUAGAUUUGGAAGAGUCUGAAAUCUAUGAAAUGGAACUGAAAGGACAUAAGCCGGUUUUUGCAAACUACAUGGUCGAGGGAGUAGCAGAUUCAGGGUUGGUAUUAGUACUUCCAGGUCCAAGUAAUAAAGGAAGGACUGUAACAGUAAUUCUGCCAGAAAAUGAAAUUUUACAGCUGAGGGCAGAGUUAGAAAAGGAAUGGUGUAUUGUUUGA